Messenger RNA from Diatraea saccharalis (sugarcane borer), 2055 nucleotides. NCBI's taxonomy places the organism in Eukaryota, Metazoa, Arthropoda, Insecta, Lepidoptera, Crambidae. The record is from the annotation of a GenBank genome assembly.
AUGCCACCUAAUAAAUUAAAAAGUAAGAUUUGGAACUAUUUUAAAAGAACUGGCGACAAAGAAGCUAUUUGCAAAAUAUGCAACAAGAGCCUAAAAACUUCAGGCAAUACAACUAAUUUGCGUGGGCAUUUAGAAAAUGUGCAUUUGCAGCAACUGGAAGAUUUUGAUGUUCCCUGCAAAAAGAAAAAACCCAAUUCCAUAACUGAUUUUAUGUCCGUAAAUGAUGUUGCAUCACCUGCCCGUGCCCCUGCCAGUAGUGCCAGUACCAAUCAAGAUAAUAUUGAACUUUCAAACAUCACAACGUCAAACAGUGAUGUCAAUGUCAAUGCUUCGACUAGUUCCAGUGCUGUUAAAUAUGUAUCCUCACUUUCGUCACAAAAUUCAAUGGCCAGUACAUCAAAUGUUGUAAUUCAUCCACAGAAAACUGCUCAGCCUCAUGUUGAUGAUUUCAUAAACAACAUUAAAAGUAUUUCUACACAGGUUGGAGCAAAAUCUAAGAAGAUUACUGAGGCUAUUACCAACUUUAUUAUAAUGGAUAAUAGACCGUUUUCCACUGUAGAAGGUAAAGGUUUUAUACAACUCAUGAAAGAAGUGUGUCCGUUAUAUAAGGUACCAAGUCGAGAGACAAUAAAAAUGAGGGUUGAUGAUAAAUACGAAGCCAUGAGUCAUCUUUUUAAAACAUAUAUCACAAAUUCUGCCAGCUAUUGUAUCACGUACGAUAUUUGGACCGAAACCAUGCAAAAUAAAUCUUUUAUUGGUGUUACUAUACAUUUUUUGGACAAAUUUCAACUUCUCAGCGGGACCUUGGGUGUUUUUGAGUUGACCGAAAGCCACACGUCGAUGUACAUAGCUCAAAAAUUAACUGAUAUUUUAGCCGAGUGGAACGUUUCCAUUGAGAAAGUUUCAGCUGUCAUCACAGACAAUGACAGCACUGUUAUGAAGGUCAAUCGGGAAAUAUUUGGAGAUAAAAAAAAUAUUCCCUGCUUUGCUCAUACAAUCAACUUGGUUGUCGCGAAAUCUAUUGACGAUUCAAAAAUAUGUACCGAAUUAAUUGGUAAAGUUCGAGAUAUCGUAAAAUAUAUUAAAAGGAGCGUUAAUGCAAGUGAUGAGUUAAGGAAGAGACAAAUUGAUAUGGGAUUGAAGCAAGGUCAAAUAAAAAAAAUGAUACUUGAUGUUCGCACAAGGUGGAAUUCUCAUUUCUAUAUGCUCCAAAGAUUCAUAGAUUUGGUGUCCAUUGUAGGAGCAAUACUUUUGACUCGACCUGAAGCUCCACCAAUGAUAUCAAGCAGUGAACUGGAUUGUGUCAGAGAAAUGAUAGAAUUACUAUGCCCGUUUGAAAAAAUAACAAAAGAAUUCUCUGGAGAUAGUUACGUGACGGUAAGCAAAGUAAUUCCACUAGUUAGUUGUGUUCGUGAAGUGGUGGAAAACAUAAAGCCAAGAAAUGAACCAAUAGUGCAAUUCAAAGCAGAAUUGAAGAAACAACUAGCUAAGAGGUUUGAUACGAUAGAACAUUCGUCAAUCCUUGCCAUCUCUACUACUCUCGACCCCAGGUUUAAGUUCAUGCAUUUCAAAGAUGCCGUGGCCAAGAGCAAAGUAGUAAAUUACUUAAAUAAAUAUGCGCGGGAAUAUGAGAAUGAGUCUUUGGCUAAAGCAGGGAGUGACUCCUCUGAGGAAUCUGAUAAAGAUGAUGCUGAAUUUGACAUCUGGAAGUAUCACAAGCAGUUAACACACAAAAACAUGAAGAAUAAAUUAUCUUCUUCAGUUACGCCAAGUUCCAUCAGCGAAACCGAGGUCCAGAUGUACCUUUCAUCCCCUGUAACACCGAUAAAGAGGGAUGCCAUUGAAAUUUGGGAGGACAUGAAAUCUCUGUUUCCAAAACUCUCUAGGAUCGCAAUGACAUACCUCCCGAUCGUUGCAACAUCAGUCCCAAGCGAAAGAUUAUUUUCAGAAGCUGGGGCAACUGUCACUCAAGACAGAAACAGGCUUUUGGGAACAAGGCUUUCCAAGCUUGUGUUCCUCAAUUCAAUUUCAAGAUUUUUGAACUCGAAAAAUUAA